AUGAAGGCCAUCAUCCUUACCGGCGAGGCAGGCAAGGCGACUUGCGUAAAUGAUCGUCCACGACCUCGACUCCGACCCGGGUACCUGCUGGUCGAUGUCAAAGCCGUGGCCCUAAACCCAACAGACCACAAGCAUAUCGACACCUGGAACCACAAAGGCCUUUUGUCGGGCUGCGACUUUGCUGGGCUUGUGAGCCAACUUGGCUCAGGAUACUCCAAGGAGUGGAAAGUAGGCGAUCGGAUCUGUGGCUUUGCACAUGGAGCCAACGAGCUUGAAGCCGAGGACGGGGCUUUUGCUGAGCAGAUCGUGGUCAAGGCCGACAUUGGACUGCGAUUUCCGGACAACAUGCCAUUUGACGAGGCUGCGACUCUGGGAGUCGGUGUCAUAACCGUUGGGCAAGCUCUCUUCAUGCAGAUGGGGCUGAGUCGUCCAGUGCCCAACAGCCCAUUGCCCACCUCUGGGGAACUCAUUCUCAUCUAUGGAGGAAGCUCGGCGACCGGCAGCAUUGCCAUCCAAUUUGCCAAACUCGCUGGUCUAACGCCAAUUGCUGUAUGCUCGAGGCACAAUUUCGAGUUUGUCAAGUCAUAUAUUGGUCGCGAUAGAAAGCUCAAGUAUGUCUUCGACACCGUCUCCACGACAACCACGGCAGAGUUCUGCGGUCAGUUGAUUGCCCCUCGCGGUUUAUGGGCUUAUGUUCUCCUUGGAACAAAGUUUCCGCGGGAUGAUGUUGAAACGAUUUAUCCGCUGGCAUAUCUUUCCGUCGGGGAGCGGGUGAAGAAGGGUUCAGACGAAUUUCCGGCUUCCUCACGCAAUUUGGAGUUUGUGUCGGAAUGGAUGCUACUUGCCGAGCAGCUUUUGGAGAAGGGAUUUUUGAAGGCUCAUCCACGGCAGGUCGAGGGCGGCUUGGAAAAUGUCAUCAACGGGUUUGAGUUGAUGCGAGGUGGCAAAGUCAGUGGGAGGAAGCUGGUGUACACAGUAGAGGGUGAACUUUGA
Clonostachys byssicola is the source of this 993-nucleotide messenger RNA. The record is from the annotation of a GenBank genome assembly. Lineage: Eukaryota; Fungi; Ascomycota; Sordariomycetes; Hypocreales; Bionectriaceae.